AUGAAGGAGUUUCUCGCAAUGCUGCCUGUGGUCAUCCAACGCAGAGCUGAUGAUCUUCGUGAAUUAGAAGAGGCACGCAGAAACCUCACCAGCGAUGAUGAAAUCGUUGGCCUUCUGCAGUUAGAAAGUAUCAAACAUCUAAAAGAUGAACUGCAUGAUCUACGAGAAUUCGAGAGGAAUGAAGGGCAGGCCAUGGAGUACAUUCAGAGCGCAGAAGCGCUGCUCUCUCCGGUGCGACACAUGCCUCCCGAAAUUAUCUCACGGAUCUUUGAGUGUUGUAUUCCACCUGGUGGCUCACGUCCACGUGCAUCAGAGGCGCCAUUGGUUCUGGGGAGGGUCUGUCGUACAUGGCGUAGAAUAUACCUAUCUACUCCCUGUUUAUGGACUCACCUGUCCUUGCACUUUCCCAUCAAGGUGUCCAGGUGGUUCCCAACGCUGGAAAAGCACAUUAAAGCCUUAACGUAUUGGUUGGAACACGCGCGGUCAUUGCCACUCUUCCUCAGCGUCAUAUAUGAUGCUGAGUCAUUUAUACGCCUUAGUGUCCCAUCUAAAGAGCUUGGUGGGCGGUUUCAAACAUAUUGUCAUCUAAUGUCUGUUAUCCAAGCCAACCUCGGUCACCUCGGGGGCCUAUCAUUUGUUAUGCCCGCAAUUGCGUUCACGCAGGAUAUUUUUGAUGAUCUCCUGAGGUGUCCAAUGCCGGAACUCAAAUAUUUGCAACUUUUCCCCAAUGAUGUUCGCAUUCCCUCCGUCGAUUUGUCUCUCAAACUUCAACUCCAGCUCAAUCAUAUGCAUGCCCCCCGUCUCCGAUCCCUCGCCAUUGGCUUUCGAUGCAACAAUGUCAUAGAAGUUCCCGUCCCAUGGGGUCAAUUAACCGAUUUGUAUUUGCGCCAUGGGAUUGAUAGCACCAACCCCGCAGCGACCCUUGACGAUUACUUCUGUAUCUUACAAAAAUGCAGCAACCUGCGAUCUUUUGCAUUUACAGUGGCCCACGACCGGUUCCAAAAAGCUGCCACUUCAGUCACCAUUCCUCGCCUCGAAAUCUUUGAUGUAUUCGUGGUGUCGUUCGCAUGCCAACUAGGGGAGUUUAUGAGCGUACUCGAAUUGCCUAGGCUUCAGCAGCUUCACAUACGAUAUGUAUCGGGUCCUAGAUAUCGAUAUAGUCAUCCUCCAUCACACAAUCUACAACUUUCCAGCCUCCUCCCAAAGUGGCGGUGCGUCCUUCAUCAACUUGUUCUUGAACAUGUAUCUAUUUCCCUCGAAGAAAUAGUCGCCAUCUGUUUGACUUGUCCUGAAGUCGCUCACCUCGAGUAUCUUCCUUGGCCUCCCCUAAAACCUGAUAGUCUCUUUUUUAAAGCAGUGAAUCCGCCGCCGUUGCCCUACAAUGCUCUUAUGCUCCCGAAACUCGCCACCCUCCGUCUUGGCUUAGGAAGUCCCUUCAUAAGUGGUGAACUAUUGGACAUGGUGGCCAUGCGGUUUGUACGGCCGAUUAUCGAAGAAGGUCUUGUCCCACUAAAGAGCAUUGAGGUAGUGUUGUACAAAAGCACGCACCAUCCAAUGCCUCCCAACCACAACGAACGAGUUUCGAACUUUAAGGACAGUCUGGAGAAAUGUCUUCCGGGUGGAACGACCGCAGUUACAUGGGCGGUACAAGGGAAAGCAUUUAAUGAACUUCCGUGGCUUGAUCUCUAG
Molecule: messenger RNA, 1689 nt
Organism: Serpula lacrymans var. lacrymans S7.9
Lineage: Eukaryota; Fungi; Basidiomycota; Agaricomycetes; Boletales; Serpulaceae
Exons: 1
Coding region: 1-1689 (562 amino acids)
Source: RefSeq, a predicted model, not a curated record